Molecule: messenger RNA, 9528 nt
Organism: Mesocestoides corti
Lineage: Eukaryota; Metazoa; Platyhelminthes; Cestoda; Cyclophyllidea; Mesocestoididae
Source: the annotation of a GenBank genome assembly
GACAACCAGGCACUUCUCGCAUCAUUGCAAGGAUCUCCCUACUCCGAACGCUUCGCGGACCGUGUGAAUGCAUGGGAAAAGAGGCUUGCUGAGCUCGAUACUGGCAUAACCGGGCUACAGCAGGUUCAACGUCGUUGGGUUUACCUCGAACCGAUCUUUGGAGGAGGUGCUAUAACACGAGAAGCCUCACGUUUCUGUCGGAUUGAUGUCGAUUUUAGAAAUCUGUUGACUGGCAUUGAAGCGGAUAAUCGAGUUAUCAGUUUAAUCAAUGGGCGUCGCGAAAACGAACUUCGUGACAUGCUGAACAAUUUGCUGGAUCAACUCACCCGCUGUCAGAGAGCGCUGAACGAAUACCUUGAAGAAAAGCGCAGUCUCUUUCCACGCUUUUACUUCCUCGGCGACGACGACCUCCUAGAACUUCUGGGUCACUCUGCAAGUCCCACCGUUAUACAAAUGCACUUAAGAAAGCUCUUCCAGGCCAUUCAUUGUGUCCAACUUUGCAACAAAGGAAAUGAAAUACGAAUUUCUGCCUUCUGCUCACAGGAAGGCGAGGUGGUGCGCCUCAAUAAUACCGUAAUGGUUGAUAGUGAAGUGGAAAAGUGGCUUAGACAAUUGGAGACAGAGAUGCGUUCCACGCUCUCUACUGCGCUGUCAGAAUCUUUAAGCAGCCGUCUUGACCCUUCGGAGUAUCCUGGACAAAUUCUUGCACUUCGAGAGGCAAUUUCUUUCUCAGCAAAGGUUGAAAAAGCAAUUACCGCCGGAAAGCUACCACAUCUUCAUCGGGAAUUGCAGGCAAGUUCCCUGCAAAUUAAUGCCUUUAAAAAUUUUUCUGUUUUCCAGAGCACCCUCAAUUCCUACUCUGAAGCAAGCAUGAGGCUUCACAUGACAAAGCAGGACGCAGCAUCGGAUGAGGGCUCUCAAAACCUUUCUCGUGUGUCAGCGGCCAAAUUGUUCACCCUAAUCCUAGACACAGGGCACCGCAUUAGCGUUGUUGAUCACUUGGUCAAACAAACCACAACCUCUGUCUGCGACUGGCCCUGGCAAAAACAGCUCAGAUUCUACUUCGACGCCGGUUCGGCCGCCGUACCCAAAAUUCGCAUGGCUGAUGCAGAGUUCUCUUACACCUUCGAGUAUCAGGGCAAUGCCCCAAGGCUUGUGCAUACACCCCUGACCGACAGGUGUUACCUCACCUUGACCCAGGCAAUGCAGAUGGGUAUGGGAGGAAAUCCCUACGGACCCGCUGGUACUGGCAAGACGGAAUCCGUAAAGCAAUUGGGUGGUCUCCUCGGAAGACAGGUUCUUGUAUUCAAUUGCGAUGAGGGGAUUGAUGUACAGUCAAUGGGCCGCAUUUUUGUCGGACUCGUUAAAUGUGGAGCUUGGGGAUGUUUUGAUGAAUUCAAUCGCUUGGAGGAAGCUGUAAUGUCUGCCGUCUCCAUGCAAAUUCAAGUCAUACAAAGUGGGCUUCGCUCGGGUGCGUCAUCUGUGGAACUGUUGGGAAGCUGUGUCGACCUCGAUCCAACCACCGCCAUAUUCAUAACGAUGAAUCCCGCCGGCAAGGCCUACGGUGGACGCCAAAAAUUGCCCGACAAUUUGAAACAACUCUUUAGACCCGUCGCUAUGACCAAACCAGACAACGAGUUGAUUGCUGAGACGAUUUUGUUCUCGCUAGGCUUCAGCCACGGCCGCGAAUUGGGGAAGAAACUUGUUGCUAUUUUUGCGCUAGCUAGGCAACUUCUCUCAGUUCAACGUCACUAUGAUUGGGGUCUGCGAGAACUCAAAUCAGUGCUUCGAAAUGCGGGAAUACUACUUCGCCAGGCAAGGCAGCAGGGUAACCUCGGGAACCCCGAAUCUCGUGUUACCAUGCAAGGCUCUUCUCCCCAAUGCGUGGAUCCACUAAAUUUGGAGACUCAACUACUUCUUCAGUCUGUGCGGGCCUGCAGUCUAGCGAAAUUAACGUAUGCUGACGCCACGCGUUUUGAUGCACUCCUUCGGGAUGUUUUUCCUGAUCGGAGCCAUCAUGAGAGAGUUCUAGAGGACGACUUAACAACAAAACUCACAGCAGCUAUUCACGAAGUCCUGAGAGAAAACCACCUAGAGGUUAUCGAGCGGCAAGUUUCGAAGGCCUUAGAAGUCAAUUCUCUACUAACUCAGAGGAUGGGUGUUGUAAUUGUCGGUCCGUCAGGUUGUGGAAAAUCCACAGUACUCCAUGUGCUGUGGCGAGCAUUACAAAAGGUUGGUAUCACUAUUAAGCGAUACAUUAUGAAUCCCAAAGCAUUGCCUCGAACGCAUUUACUGGGACAUACCGAUCCUGAUACCAGGGAAUGGACCGAUGGUGUGUUAACACGGAGCGCUAGAAAUGUUGCUCAGGAUCUCUCAGACACAAAAUCUUGGAUAAUCUGUGAUGGUGAUGUGGAUCCAGAAUGGGUGGAGUCUCUCAAUUCCGUCCUUGAUGAUAACCACCUGCUAACUUUGCCAAGCGGAGAGCGCAUUCAGUUCAGGGAAAAUGUCAACUUUAUCUUUGAGACGCAUGAAUUGGCCAGCGCCAGCCCGGCGACGAUUUCCCGAAUGGCUGUCCUCUUCAUCAGUGACGAGAUGCUUGACCCUACCUCGUUAGUUAAGGCUUGGCUACGAAAACAACCCGAGGAAGAUAAGCAAUUCCUCUCAGACAUGAUCGAUGCUGCAUUCUAUACAUGCUUAAGUUGGGUCAAAAAGAGGAAUGAAUACGUACUUGAAACCAGUUACACGGGCACCAUCCUCAACGGUCUCUCGCAUCUGACAGGCGCCACAAACAGGGCUAAAUUUACGGUCGGACUGAUCCGCGGAUUGGGCUCGAAUCUGCCCGAUGCAGCCAAAUGUCAGUUUGCAGCAAAGGUUUUUGAAGCAAUGGGUGAAUCUCCACCAGAUCCGUCUUAUCCACUUGAUGUGCAGGUAGAUCAGCAAACCGGCACCCGGCUUAUUCCAUACCCACAUGCCAUAAUUUUGGCCAAUCAUGAGAUAAUCAAGUCGCUUGAGUGCGACGUUUUCGACAUGGAUGAUACCGCCCCUCUCAAGACACCACUCCCGAAUUACUUCACUUCUAGCCUAAAACCGCCACUUGUGAUAACCGCCCAUACCCGCCGCUCGGCCGAUUCCUUCCGUCUGUGGCUCAAAGAACCAAAAGCCCAACAAUCAUUUUUGCUCGUUGGAUCAGAGGGAUGUGGUAAAAGUCAACUCCUUGAUUACUGUCUGGCUGCGAGUAAGAGAAAGGUGCAGGUCGCAGUUGUACAGUGUGCAGCCCAAACUCGCUCGAGUCACAUACUGGAAAAACUCACGCAGUACUGCACAACUGUAACUAGUAAUAGUUCCAGCGGUGCCAGUCGGAUGCUUCGGCCCAAGGAUGGAGAUCGACUGGUUCUCCUACUGAGGGACCUCAAUCUUCCCAAGCCGGACAAGUGGGGAUCCUGUGAAGUCGUCGCCUUUCUAGAGCAGAUGUUAACAUACAAGGGCUACUACGACACAACGUCUUUGGAAUUCAUUGGAAUUGAAGGUAUACAGGUGGUUGCUACACUUACGCCAAGUUCCACCUCGGGAGGGAUGGGUCGCUACCCAAUGUCUCCACGUUUAACGUCACUUCUCCGCGUCGCUUCGGUAACCAAUCCUGAUCGAGAGGAACUUAAUAAGAUUUAUCACUGUCUCCUCCAGCAUAUUUCUACGGAAACCAACAAAUACGCUCCUGGAGCUCUAACUUCAAAGUCGAAAAUCAUGGAAGGCUGUGGUCGACUCCAUAUUCUAGCCAGUACGAUGGUGCAUGCUUGGUCUCAAAUGGAGGCAACCUUUAGAGCUAGUAAAUUCCCUCACUGCAGUUUUUCACUGAGAGAUUUGACACGUUGGGUAAUUGGCAUGUUGCGAUACGACUUCUCAUCUGACAGUCAGUCCAGCGACCUCUGGAUUUCAUUUGGGUAUGAAGCUAGACGGAUUUUCCGUGAUCGCUUGCCUGGGGAAGAGCAUAGAUUACAGUUCGACAGAGUAUUUUCUAGUCUCCUUCGUGGAGCCUCUGAUAAUGAUAUAGACUACAGUGACUGGAAUGCUUCCCAAUCAAAGAUCAUUAAUCAGGCUGCACUGGCCGCAAAAUUUGCUACCGGUGAUCCAGUAGAAUCUAAGUCGGAUGACGAAACCGAGGUAUCUCCUACGCAAAAGGGGCAACAUUGGUUCGUUACGUGGAGCUCUACCGAUUCCCAACCAUCGAAGGCAGAUCUACCGUCUCGUGGUAAAAUGCUUAGUCUCUAUUCCUACCAACAGUUACAUAACAUGGUUUCCUCGGGUUUGAAGCAACUUGCUAAGGAGUCUUAUGCUAAGGCUAGUGGACUAGUCGUCCAUCCAGACUUUUUGGAUCUGGUUACCAGAAUGGACCGAGUGCUGAGCAGACCUUAUGGAAAUUUAUUAUUGGCAGGCCGUUGUGGAAUCGGCCGCCGGUCUGCCCUUCGUAUUGUCGCUCAUUUUCAUCAACUCCCCGUGUUUACCCUUAGGGUUGGGCACAAUUAUACAAAACGAAGUUUCACCAACGACUUAAAAUCUGCUUGUCAGUCCGCAGGCGUUGAGGGAGUGCCAACCAUCCUGUUAGUGGAAGAUUAUCAGCUGGUUCAAGAUAUCAUUCUAGAGACUAUUAACAGUCUACUAGCUUGUGGGGAGGCUCCUGGGCUAAUUUCCGCGGAAGAUAUAGAAUCCAUGUCAUUAGCCUCAGGUGAGGGAACAAGUCUUCGGGAAUCUGCUUCUGAAGCAGGAUAUGCAGGAAAUCUAAUGAGUUUUUUUGCCGAACGGGUUCACGAAAACUUACACAUAGUCAUUCUUCUCGACAUUGACGAUACUGAAAGAUUGAUAUCUCAUCUGCAUGCCAAUCCUUCUUUGUAUAAGUACUGUGAGGUCAGUUGGCUGGAUAAAUGGUCAUCAGGAAGCCAGCUUCUUCUCCCACCAUUGCUGGUCCCUUCCCUACCGGACAGUAUCCAAAAUAAUGUCUUCUCGCGAGCCUGCUUGGCGAUUCACAACACCACUCCGCACCCAAGGCUUGCCUCACCAAGGCGUUUUAUUGUGCUGUGUACUACAUAUAAGGAACUCGAGAAGCAGCACAGGGCACAACUGGAGUCACAAGUAUCCCGUUUACGAAUGGGCUUGGCAAAAUUGGAUUACGCUAAGCAGCAUGUUAAUACACUAAAGUUGAGUGCGGCUAAACAAGAAAGUCAGUUAAAGGUACAACAAGAGGAGGCCGACAAAGCUCUUACUGAGAUUAGCUCAGCCAUGCAGGGAGCAGGCAAGCAAAGGGCAGAAAUGCAAGAGCUUCAAAAGCGUUCUGCUGUUGAAGCCGUUAACCUGGAGCGGCGAAAAGAAACAAUCGAUGCGGAAUUGGCUGAAAUUGGUCCUAUCUUAAAGGAAGCCCAAUCGGCUGUAGGGAGUAUUCGACCUGAAGCCCUCUCAGAAAUCCGGGCAUUACGUGCACCUCCGGACGUAAUUCGAGACAUCCUUGAAGGCGUUUUGCUCCUCAUGGGUGUGCGGGACACGUCAUGGGUCUGUAUGCGAAGUUUUCUCGCCCGCCGUGGGGUACAGGAAGAAAUUAGAAAUUUUGACGCCAGACGACUAACUCCAGAAUUGAGGCAUAGUGUUGAGGUUCUGUUAAAGAAGUGCGCCGACUCAUUUAAUCCAAAAACUGAAUUCCUCGAAUCACUCUUCAUGUAUGAUGCUUCUCCCGACCAUUUUUACUAUUCGCCAUUAAUAAUUAGUCGUUUUUGGCUAUCUCAUCACUUUGAGUGUUUCCCCGCCUCUCAGUUUGCCAGAAGGGCGUCUGUAGCUGCAGCUCCGUUGGCCGCAUGGGUUCAGGCGAAUGUCCAGUUCGCCAAAGUCCUCGAGAAAAUCGCUCCGCUGGAGAAGGAACAGGCUGCCCUCAAACGCUCGCUCGAAGGCACCCAAGUUGCAAUGAAGAAAUUGUCUGACGACCUCAACACAGUGGACAAGAGGGUGGCGGAGCUGAGGCACACUUUUGAGUCCCACACUAAGGCGGCGGCUGACUUGCAGAUCGAACUGUCGAAAGCCAAGCACACAUUGUCGGUAGCAGAAAAUCUGGUCACUGAAUUAGAGGGCGAGCAUGUGCGCUGGGAAAAACAGGUUUUGUCUUUGACUCGGCAGUUGGAGACAUUACCAGCCACAGCGAUAAUAUCCGCUGGAUUUAUUACCUAUCUCUCAGCUUGCUCAGAGGACGAGCGCGAAGCCACUGUAUCUAACUGGUGGCAACAAAUUGAAGAACUUGGGUUGAGUAUCCCUGCAAAGCAAGCCUCGUCUAAAGCGGUACCCUUUGAUUUCAAGCGCUUUCUGGUAACAGAAAAAGAGCAGCUUCAGUGGAGAUCCCAAGGGCUUCCCUCAGACCAACUCUCAGUGGAAAAUGCUGCUGUGAUUCUCCAGAACCCUAAUUUUGUUACGGUGCUGGAGCUAGCUGUUCGCUUUGGUAAAGCACUCAUUAUUCAAGAAGUUGACCAAAUUGCGCCGAUUAUUUUCCCGAUCUUGAAAAAAGAUCUCAUAUUUCAGGGUCCUCGGGCAACAGUAAAAUUGGGUGAAAAGGAGGUGGAUUACAACGAAAGUUUCCGUCUCUUCAUGACAACCCGUCAACCGUGCAUUUCGGUGGGUGCUGUCACACCGGAGUGUGCCUCCUCGCUGGUCACUGUCGUCAACUUCCAGGCGACACGUGUCGGCCUAAUGGGACAAUUGUUAGAAAUCACUCUCCAGCAUGAGCGUGCUGAGCUCGAAACCCGUCGGUUGGAGUUGUUGAAAGGAGAGGAAGACAAGAAACUAGAGCUUGCCCAGCUUGAAGAUAGACUUCUCGAGGAUUUGGUGAAUGCACAUGGAAAUAUCCUGGAAAAUACUGACCUUCUUGAAUCCAUCAACAAAACAAAGCGUUCCAGUGUUUGUGUCGCCCAGUCUCUUGCCGAGUUUGAACGCCUUCAAGCUGAACUCGAUAACGAAAGGAAAGAAUUUCGUCAAUUGGCUGAGGGUGGAAGUCGUGUAUUCUUCGCUCUUGGUGAUUUGAUGAAAAUCAAUAACAUGUACCAGUUCAGUUUGAACAGUUUCCUUACUCUCUUCCGUAAGGCGCUUGCAACUCCUCAGGAUCCUUCAACUCCCACGAGUACGAGGCUGGCCUUUCUAUUGAGACGAGUGGAGACACUGGUCGUGGAACGUGUUCUGCGAGCGCUCUUUAAGGCAGACAGGCUUACAUUCCUGGUUCAUCUCACUCGCUGCUUGCGUCCAAAGGAAGUCACGGAAAGUGAGUGGAAGUUUUUCAUUCACGGACCAUCUUCUGAUUGCAAAAUCGACACAGAAAACCUCCCCCUGUGGAUCCCUGCUGACAGAAAAGCCGCAGUGAGCAGCCUCCGGGCCGACCAAUCAGUACUGUACAGCAAACUUCACUUUGACAAGACCGAGCUUUGGUCCAGUUGGAUGAAAUCUGAAGAUGCUGAGGAGGGAAAGUUGCCUGCAGCAUUUGACAAACUCUCUUCGACGGACUUUCAAGUCCUUCUCACCGUUCAGGCUCUUCGGCCCACAGAACUUUACCGAGCAAUGAAGCAAUUUGCUAAGAAAACCCUUGACCUACCUCACCUCUCACCUUCGAGUGCAAGUCUUCAACGCCUGUUCGCGGCCGAAACCAGUUCUUGCGAGCCAAUACUAAUAAUCAUUAGCCCUGGAACUGAUCCCUCACAGGAGUUGGCCGAAGCUGCUGACAAGCAUGCUUAUCGCGAAGUUGCUAUGGGCCAAGGGCAGUUGGAGAACGCUCUAGUUGAAAUCACCAAAGCCGCCAAGUCGGGUGGGUGGGUGUGCCUGAAGAACCUCCACCUUGUCACUCAUUGGCUCCCAGUUCUGGAGAAGCACAUUAACUCCGUGGUUCAACCCCACAGCAAGGCAGAAGCGCAAGGAGCCGAUGUGGACCAGUGGCCUCAUCCAGACUUCCGUUUGUGGUUGACAACGGAGCCGCACUCUAAUUUCCCGUCGACUCUUUUACAAUCCUGUCUCAAAGUGGCCUAUGAGGCUCCACCGGGUCUGAGAAACAAUAUGAAGCGGACUUAUGAAAGUUGGAACGCCGAAUACGUGGCAAAAGGCAACUCAGUGACGAGGUCAACGGCUCUUGCUAGUCUCGCUUGGUUCCACGCCGUCCUCCAAGAACGUCGAUGCUUUAUUCCGCAGGGUUGGACUAAAUUUUACGAAUUCACUCUCGUUGAUAUUCGAGCUGCAGCUGACAUACUUAAUCGUCUUUUCCCACCCACAACCUCAAAAACGCCAGCAUCAGCACCAUGGUCAUCCAUCAGGGGUUUGCUUUGUAAUGCUAUUUACGGCGGACGCAUGGACAACCCAUUCGAUGUCAAGGUCUUGGAGUCAUUUCUCAACCAAAUUUUCUGUGAAGACACGCUCAAUCAGCGUCAGUUAGGGCCAUUGAGGCUACCGAGUUCAGUAAAUAUUAAGGACUACGUGACCGCCAUUGAUGCACUCUCAGACGUAGAUAAACCAAGAGAUCUGGGGUUACCAGCAAACAUUGGGAAGACGGCUCAGCAUAUUGCUUCAGCAAAUGUCCUCGGGCAGCUUCGAAUGCUCCAACGAAUAGUCGGAUCCUCCAAUCAAAAUGACAGAAGUCUCUGGCUGAGAGAACUUGGUCCUGCAUUAGCCCUCUGGAAGAAACUCAACCAUUCUGGGUGUCUUUUACCCAAUAAAAACGGGAAUUUAUAUGAGAUUUUGAUGAAACUGGGGGAAAGGUCGCUGCGCGAUGCCAAAGAGUCCCCAGUUCUUUCCUUUUUGCACCGCGAAAUGACCAGUGCACUCAGCCUCAUUGCCACGGUCCACCAUAACCUGGGCUCGAUUUCGAAAUUCCUGCGCGGGACGUGUGUUCUAACGCAGGAGAUGGACGCGGUGAUCCAUUCGAUUUUGCGUGGCGAGACACCUACUUCGUGGCUGAAGGCUUGGAGCACAGGACCGGAAGACUACUCGUCUUUCCUCAGAAUUCUAAUUGCAAAGACCCAGGCUAUGGAGAAAUGGUUAAUUCGGGCUGAAUCAUCCACCCAGUUCCUUUCCACUGAGGUUAAUUAUAACCUUGCCGACCUUUUCAAUCCGUCAGUGUUCCUUAAUGUGGUCCGACAACAGACAGCCCGUCAUCUUGGGGUGGCCAUUGAUCAGUUACAACUUGUGUCGAACUGGCCGCGUGCUCAUAGGGGCCUUGGAAGUCAUCUUGGAAAUCAGGCACUCACGAUCUCCGACUUGCACUUGGAGGGUGCAGUUCUCGAGAAUGGUAAGCUUGACGACUGCCAUGCGGCUUCACCAACCGUAGGAGCUUUGCCGGAUAUUCAAAUCGCAUGGAAAUCUGUGGCUAUGGCAGAGCCUUUUGGAUUGGACGAGACUGUGGAGCUACCUGUCUACUUCGAUUUUACGCGGUCAAGUUUGGUCACUCAGUUGCGAGUCCCAUGUCUUCCUGGUAGCCAACUCAAGUGGAUGCAGAACGGUACCGCUAUUUUACUGAAACCCUUUUGA